AUGAGGACUACGCUAAUGGAUUUCAUUAGUAUAUUUAUUGCUUAUUUUGCAAGCUCUUCAAUUGAUCCGACAUUGAGCAAUUUUAUCACAAGUAAUUUCUCUGUAAGCGAUGCAAAUGUUGGGUUUUUCUUCUGUAUUACUACAUCAUGCUUUACAGUUUCUAUUUUGAUCUUAAGUCGAUUUAAAGGAGUUUUAAAGUACAAAGUGCUCAUACUGUUAAAUUUACUUAUUUUAGCAUUUUCUUUAUUUGCAAUAGGGCCGAUAUCAGUUUUGCAUAUACCUCCUAAUUUUGCAAAUUUAUCAUUAUCACUUGCCCUUAUUGGGGUAGGGUUAUUAUUCGGAAUGGUUAGCUUUUUGCCUGACAUGGCUGCUGAUGCUUUUAUGAAGGCGCCAUAUUUAGAAAAAUCACAUGUAUUAGAUAAAUUGUCUGCUCUCUUAGCUUUAGGUGUGUGAUCUGGGAGAGCUGCAGGUCCACCAAUAUCUGGGUAUUUGCGAGACCAUAUGGAAUUUCAAGAUUCAGAAGCAAUUAUAGGCUUUGUGGUGUUUAUAUAUAUGCUUGCCUUUGGAGUUUAUGGCGGCGGAUUCCAGCUUAUCAAAAACAUUAAAAAGAAAACAAAUAGAAUCGAGGCAAUUCUUAUAGAAAGUGAAAUGAUUGAAGCCAAACGAUCUUUUUAUUACCUAGAAGAAGAGGAAACAUUUUAA
Messenger RNA from Blepharisma stoltei, 702 nucleotides. The record is from the annotation of a GenBank genome assembly. NCBI's taxonomy places the organism in Eukaryota, Ciliophora, Heterotrichea, Heterotrichida, Blepharismidae.